UUUCUGUGACAUUUUGAUAGUUCAUUCAUUCUGCAUGGAGAGCAGUGACCGGUAGGUGUCCAUCUGUUGAACAUUUAUUCGAGGUGUGGCUUGAUGGUCAAUCGACUUGAUCCUGAAAGUUAUGGAUUAUCCUCAUAUGGGUUGAUAGUGAUUGACACCAGACUGGAGGUCCAAGAACAAGGACAGAGGACACGGAUUAUUCACUGUUUCAUUGAUGACAUUUUGUGAACACGUUGUCCAAAGCAAAGAGCCAUGGUUCAAGCCAAGACCUGGGUCCUGACACGUCACUUUGAAGGCUUCCCGAAGGACAGCAACUUUGAGCUGAAGCUGGAGCAGCUGCCAGAGCCUAAAGAUGGAGAGGUGCUUUUGGAGGCACUGUUUCUCAGUGUAGAUCCAUACAUGAGACCGUUCAGCCGAGUGCGUAUGAAGGAGGGGGAAGUGAUGAUCGGAACUCAAGUGGCCAAGGUGAUCCAGAGCAUCAACCCAGCCUUCCCUGUGGGGUGCCAUGUGGUUGGUAGAUGCGGCUGGAGGACCCACACUGUGUCUGACGGGACAGGUCUGACAUGCCUUCUGUCUGACUGGCCUCAGGAUGUCUCCAUGUCCCUGGCUCUGGGGGCCAUCGGCAUGCCAGGGUUGACAGCCCUGUACGGUCUGGAGGAGGUACUGGGACUUCAGGCUGGAGAAACCCUACUGGUGAACGCUGCAGCUGGGGCCGUGGGCUCCAUCGUGGGCCAGAUCGCUAAGAUCAAGGGCUGCAGAGUUGUGGGCUCCUCUGGGUCCAACGGCAAGGUGGCCUUCCUCAAGGAGCUAGGCUUCGAUGAGGCCUUCAACUACAAAACAGUCAACUCAUUGGAGGAGGUCCUGAUGACUGCCGCGCCCGACGGAUACGAUUGCUUCUUUGAGAACGUGGGAGGACUUUUCUCCAGUGUCGCCAUUCCUCAGAUGAAGGAGUUUGGAAGGAUAGCUGUGUGUGGCAGCAUCUCAACCUAUAAUGACACCAAUCCACAGACAGGCCCAUACCCCCACCUGACCAUGAUCUUCAAGCAGCUAAAGAUGGAGGGCUUCAUGGUGGGCAGGUGGGAGCAUAAGAACCCAGAGUCUCUGAGGAGACUCAUGGCUUGGAAGAGAGAGGGGAAACUGCAGUGUCGUGAGCAAGUCACUGAAGGCUUUGAGAACAUGCCUGCUGCCUUUAUGGGAAUGCUGCAGGGAGAAAACAUUGGAAAAGCUAUUGUUAAAGUUUGAUGUGGCUUCAAUAGAUACUCUAUAACCCAUAGAAUUAGGAUUCAAGGAGCAUUCUAUUCUACCCAUAGGAAAGCCACAGUGUAACUAUGACAAUGCAUUUUGGAAUUAUUUGUAUUGUAGAGUGUAUUCGUAGAACAACCCUAUUAUACCAGCACAUCAUAGUCCGUCCUUGACUCAAAAAUGUUUACUUUGUAUGAAGUAUUAAAGUCCUUUCAGGCUUUUGUUUUGUAAAAA
Oncorhynchus kisutch (coho salmon) is the source of this 1476-nucleotide messenger RNA. RefSeq names its product prostaglandin reductase 1. The record is from RefSeq and is a predicted model, not a curated record. The coding region runs from base 253 to 1242 and encodes 329 amino acids. NCBI's taxonomy places the organism in Eukaryota, Metazoa, Chordata, Actinopteri, Salmoniformes, Salmonidae. Gene Ontology annotation, molecular function: 15-oxoprostaglandin 13-reductase [NAD(P)+] activity; 2-alkenal reductase [NAD(P)H] activity. Gene Ontology annotation, biological process: prostaglandin metabolic process. The transcript has 11 exons. Gene Ontology annotation, cellular component: cytoplasm.